Ostrea edulis (European flat oyster) is the source of this 2076-nucleotide messenger RNA. RefSeq lists its product as uncharacterized. Bases 371 to 1711 code for a protein of 446 amino acids. The record is from RefSeq and is a predicted model, not a curated record. NCBI's taxonomy places the organism in Eukaryota, Metazoa, Mollusca, Bivalvia, Ostreida, Ostreidae. The transcript is spliced from 6 exons.
GACUAACAGAGAAGUGAUAUUACAUGUAUCGUUAAUGCGGACUGGCGUGAUGUUGGGCGGGGUCUCCUUGUUGCUAAUGAUCCCAGUAUAUGCAUCCACGACCUAAACAAAGGCCCCCUUGAUGUGUGCCGUGAAGAAUUUUCAUAUUACUCAUGUUUUUAACCACUUCAUUGUUCAAUUCACAAGUCACGUGACCUGAACAGUCAAGCCAUUAGAAUGCCUGAGUACACUAUGCACAACUAUGAUUAAGACUAAGCCGGGACUUCCGUCGACUGUUCAUUCCGGAUGUCGCUCUUGUAAACUUUAACACUGGGUUAACAUUGAUCUGUGUCAAAUUUCUGUGGACAAUGGCUAAAUAAGUUAAUGCUAAAUGGAUCGAAACAGGAUGACCCGCACAGCACGGGUUCAGGAUAGAGAGAAAAACUGGGGAGAAUACCCGUUUAAUUUGGACCAGUGCUACGUCUACUAUUUUGAUCAGAAUAAUAAUUCUGCAAAUUACACCCCACCGGAAACUACUGCGACACCCGGAUCUACAAGCACUAUUUCUCAUCAAACCGAAGAAUUUUGGAGUAAGAACCUGGUACCAAUCAUUGCAGGAUCCAUUGGUAUAGUAGUGCUCGUGUUCUGCACGAUUGUAUGCUGUCUGUGUACCGCGCGGAGGGAGCGAAGAAAAAGGAAAGAAAUUGAAGGGGAAUACAGAAUAGUAGCGAGCACUCUGACCAACAUAACCGACUCGGAGGAUGGCUGUACUUACGAGACUCUCAGCAUGAGAGACCCGACCUAUAACGGAGGAGUGAAACUACCAACACGCAAACAGAAAGGCGGAUUAAAAGGCGUAUCCAAUCCAUUCUCCGCCAUGAAGCGCCUGCUGAGUGAGGACGGCGAAAGCACCGGAAGUACGGACACCACCAUUACAUUUUCCGACUAUAAGCGGUCACAACCACUGCCAGCCAUACCGGAAGCUUUUCAUAACAAAGACACCGUGAAAGCAAUAGAUGACUACACGGAAAUCGGAUCUGGGAGUUCAAAAGUUCAUAAUGUAUAUCAUCAUCUGGACUCCUCGGGGAAAGCCAAGGACGUGUGCCUUGAUGGCAAUCCGUAUGACACGCUACGUCAGAGUCAAAUUAUCCUGGCGAUGGAGCAGGAGAAAAGAAAAACAGAUGAUUAUUUCGUGCUCGAGAAAGCCAAAUCAGAUGGAAAAGACGAAGGAAUACCCCAGAACAGACAGAGCGGGGGUUAUUUCUGUUUAGAGAAACUAGACAGAGUCAAUUCGCAAAGUGGGUUGUAUAAAAGUAGUUCUCAGGGAGUUAUUAUUCCCUCGGAAUCUGUGCGUGCGCUAGAGAGCAGUUUAGCUGCAAAACAUAGCGAUGAAAAUAUUGAAAGUGUGUCUAAAACUGAAAGUGAAGGAUUAAAGGUAGGAAAUUCGGAUGUGACUGGUUCUAACACGCCCACUACAGAUCAGAACAGGCUGAGUAAUGCUUAUUUUACGCUUGCUAAAGAAAACGAUUCAAACUCUACACAAACCCCUCCCGCUCAAAAUGAAUAUUUAGACCUCGAGAAACCAGUGACGGAUUCUAAUAGAGCCUCUUACAUCGAACCAUCAGAGCUUCAGAGACACAAUUAUGUAGAUCUUGUCGCAGACUUCUCAAAAGGCAAAGAGAACAGAGGCGGGUCUAUUCCUGCCUACGCUAAAGUGAACAAACAAAAAUAAAAUAUUCAUGUACUUGUGUGUGAAGUAGACAGCUGAGGUUUGCUGAUAAACGUGAGGGUAGGCCAGGAAAACGAUCCUUGAAGUUCGCGUUCUAGAAAGGAAACAAAGGGCCCCGUUGUGAUAGUGGUUAAUGUGAACUUUCAGUAAUACAAGUGUGGUUGCAUUGUACUGCUGACGUGUGUGUGUGGAAUUCUUUGUAUUAGUAAGAGCUGAGUGGUCAAUCCUCUAACGGAAAGGCACGGAUGUCGCCUUAAAAGUCUACUGUGAUGGGUUACAUAAGGACCUGCAAAAUGACGUCGAUUUAUGUUUUGUUGAAACACUUGACGAAUAAUUAUUCUGGCCAUGUAAAUAAAGAUAAAACUAGA